This is a messenger RNA of Yamadazyma jaroonii, 1791 nucleotides long. Lineage: Eukaryota; Fungi; Ascomycota; Pichiomycetes; Serinales; Debaryomycetaceae. The record is from the annotation of a GenBank genome assembly.
AUGACUGAAGCAUUAGUUGACUGGGCCAGAAGUAAUGGAGCUAUAAUUUCUCCUGGUAUUAAGUUCCAAAAAUUCAACGAAGGUUAUUAUGGAGGGAUUUAUAAUGAGCAAGAUGAAAAUACUGCCGAUUUAGAACGUCAACAUAUGAGAUUACCCGAAUCUCUCAUCAUCACUAUUAAAGAUGCCAUUACAUCAUUUAAUGGUGAUAACGGUGAUUUUCAAGAAAUUUCAAAGCAAACCACAAAUUCUAACUCAUUGAUGAAGUUAUAUUUAUGUCGUGAACGGUCAAAAGAAUUCAUUCCCAAAGCAAAAUUCAAACAUUAUAUUGAACUUUUACCUUCACUCCAACAGAUCAAUUCCCCUUAUUCAUGGCCAGCUGAAGAUAAGGCUUGUUUGAAGGGUACAAACUUGGGUAAUUCAUUGAAGGAAAGUCUUAACCUUUUGGUGGAAGAAUGGUGGCAAUUGAUCAAUCUUUUACCUCAAGAAUUACCGAAACCCCAACAGCAUUUCGUUAACAUGAAAUUUUAUUAUGAAUAUAAGUUUCAUGAAGAUAAAGAGUUGUAUGAGUAUUUCCAUAAUGAUGAUAUUGAUAACUGGACAAGUUUCCCCAAUUACUUGUGGGCGUCAUUAAUCUUGAAAUCCAGGUCAUUUCCUGCUUAUUUGAUCGAUUCCUCAUUACCUGUGGAUGCAGCUAUGUUAUUACCUGUAAUUGAUUUGUUGAACCAUAACAUGAAAGCAGAUGUUGAAUGGGGCAUCAACACAUAUAAAUCUAAGAAAUAUUUUGAUUUCAAAUCAAAUUCUGCUGUAAACGGUCAAGAAUUAUUCAAUAAUUAUGGUAGAAAAGGUAAUGAAGAAUUAUUGCUAGGAUACGGAUUUUGUAUUGAAAAUAAUGAAGCUGAUUCUGCUGCAGUAAAGAUUAAAAUUCCUUUAGAAAUGUUACCUGAUUUAGAGAAAAAAGGUAUCAAAUUACCAAAGAUUGAGGAUUAUACUAAUUCAGUCAUCAAAGAUAUAAACCCUACAAAACCACAAAAGGAAGGUUACGAACAAUAUGAGGAUGGAUUAUUAUUCUUUAUCACCAGAGAUAAUUUGCCUGAUAAUUUGAUCUUAUUGUUCCAAUGGUUAUCGAAGAAUGAAUGGGAAAACAGUUUAUCAAUAAGAAUGAAAUUAGCGGGAUUGAACCAGUUGAGAGCUGCAUUAGAUCAAAAGUUGGAAAUCAUCAAAACCAUCCAAGUUCCUACCAACAACUCUAUCAAUGCCAAUAACAUAAGAAUUUAUAUCAAUUCCCAAAAGGACAUCUUCACUAGAGCCAUCAAAGGUAUUAAGCAUAUUGAAAAGGAAAUGUUGGUCGAUGCUCAAAUCAAACCAAAUUUAAUCACCCUUAAGAAUGUUAUCAAAAAAGAUAAGAGAUUUGCCGAUUCUUUAUUGAUCUCUUUAGGGGUAACAUCUUAUGAACAAUUGAUAGAUAAUAAUUUCCAAGAUCAAACUUGGUUAUUGUACCUUAUACGUUGUCAUAACAAAAAAGAAUAUCAAGAAGAAGAAGGAAAUUUCAUUCCUGAUUGGAUUUUUGACUGCUUUGAAAGGAUUACCAAAGAACAUAAAAUAAGUGCUGAAGAAAUUUUACAAUUUCAAGAAUUAUACGAAGGUCUAAUCAUACCAUUGACUCAAACGGCACCUGAUGUGUUUGAUCGUGGAGUUUGGACAGUGGAAGAAUUGAUUUAUAGUGCUAGACUUUUAGAUACUAUUAGUUUCCUUAGAGGUAAAGAUAAAGAGUGUAUAAUAGUCAAGCCAUAA